Penicillium roqueforti is the source of this 660-nucleotide messenger RNA. RefSeq names its product macro domain-containing protein. The coding region runs from base 1 to 660 and encodes 219 amino acids. The transcript has 2 exons. The record is from RefSeq and is a predicted model, not a curated record. Lineage: Eukaryota; Fungi; Ascomycota; Eurotiomycetes; Eurotiales; Aspergillaceae.
AUGUCUUCAAUCCUAGUUCUGGCUGAUAUUCCUACCGUGACACUUCUGUACCGUGCAAAAAAGCUCAUUCCUUCGUCCUCGAGAUUUCCGCCAUCCCAGUCUCUCAACAAUACCAUCUCUAUCGUCCGCAAUGACAUCACCAAGCUCCAAGUGGACUGCAUUGUGAAUGCUGCUAAUCGUUCUCUCCUCGGAGGUGGCGGUGUGGAUGGUGCAAUCCACCGCGCUGCCGGUCCCAAGCUACUUCAAGAAUGCCGCGGUCUUGAUGGAUGUGACACUGGCGAUGCGAAGAUCACCGAUGCCUACGAUCUGCCCUGCAAGCGUGUGAUCCAUACAGUCGGCCCAAUCUACAGAAAGGAAGAAGACCCUGUCACGCUCCUUCGAUCCUGCUAUCGGCGCAGCCUGGAACUAGCAGUCGAAAAUGGCAUGAAGAGUGUUGCGUUUUCCGCCAUCAGCACCGGAAUAUACGGCUAUCCCAGUCGAUACGCCGCUGAAGAUGCCAUCAAAGAGGUGCGGAAAUUCCUGGUCGGGCCUCAUGCCGGAAAGCUGGAGCGUGUCGUAUUCUGCAACUUUGAGCGGAAGGAUGUGAUUGCCUAUGAAGAAUUCAUUCCUGAGUAUUUACCUCCCACGCCGGAGGACCUGGCUCAGAGCAGCGACGCUUGA